AUCUUGGGUGGUUCGUAUAAGCAACCUCCACUUGCUCUCCAAACAUGCAUCCUUAGGAAGCGCUGCGGUGUGAGGCGUGAUGUGGACGCUGAGCUCUCACAGCUCCCCAGAUCAGUCUCAAGGAGAAGCUGAAAACUUCUAAGAAGCUCAAAGACUCCGACCAGACAUACAAGUUUGUGUCCUGAAAACAGAUUAUUCCAGGAAUGGUCCGGUUCCACUGCAUUACUAUGUUUGUACGUGUUUUCUCCUCCUGGGCUGCACUCUGCUCGUUUCUGAGACACAUUGAAUGUGUCACUGGUGCUGUGUGUUCACACCAUCCAGAAGAUUUGUUCCUCAAACAUGGAGUCACAAACUGAUGUUGCUUCAGUGACCAGCGGCGACCUGUCUGCCAUUGAGGAUGAAGAGGUUAUCAACAAGAUGUUGGAUAAUGCAACAGAUUUUGAAGAGAGGCGAAUUCUCCGAGCUGCAUUAAGGGAGCUGCUCAAGAAAAAGAGAAAUAAACGGGAGCAGGAUCGAGGGGCGAGGCAGCAGGACCUGAGACAGCAGGGCCUGAGCAAAGGAGGGAAAACAGGCGGGGCCGUGAACGUCGGCAGAGCAUCCAUGACCCAGCAGCCGCCCGCAAACAGGCCUUCAGGUCAGCCCUCUCCAUCAGCAGCCAGCGAGGCCAGUCCCGCUGCAGCCUCAGCUCAGAAAUGUCCUCCUGCUGCAGCACCCAACGUAAAAAAUGUCAAACAGAUGCUUCUGGACUGGUGCAGAGCCAAAACCGAGCCAUAUGAGGGGGUGGACAUCCGUAACUUCUCCUCAAGUUGGAAAGACGGUAUAGCCUUCUGCGCCUUGGUGCACCGCUUCUUCCCCGAUGCGUUUGAGUACUCAACCCUCAACCCCAACAAGCCCAAGGAAAACUUCCAGCUGGCUUUCGACACUGCAGAGAGGCUGGCUGGCUGCCCCCCUCUGCUGGAAGCUGAUGACUUGGUCCGGAUGAAGGAGCCUGACUGGAAGUGUGUGUUCACGUACAUCCAGGAGUUCUACCGCUGUCUGGUGGAGAAAGGCCUGGUCAAAACCAAAAAGCGACCCUAGAGUCUGACAGCCUUCAUGAUUGGCAGCGAUUUUUUAAUUGUUACAAUUAAUAAACAUUUAAGCAUGAGCUAAGGUCUAAGAGAUGACAUUAUGCACCCUUUUCAAGUGAAAAUGUACAUGUUGUCUUUAAUGUUAGAUAUUUAGUUUAAUGUACCACGGCUGAUGCAUUAUGUGAAUGCAGAGAACCAAAUGUGCAGUAUUUGUAUGGGUUUGUGUAUUAGCAGGGACGUUUGGGUGUCUGUGAUCUCAGUGGACAGCUGGCUCUUAGGAUCAGUACAUUCCACCGAGAUUACACAUCUUCAUUAAUCCUCAUCAGAGCGAGACUCUGGAAACAAAUGUUAUCAUGAUGAUGUGGAGGGCCUGAGCGUAUGAGUAUUGCAGACACAUUUAAUAAAUGUACAUCACUAUA
Molecule: messenger RNA, 1486 nt
Organism: Pseudoliparis swirei
Lineage: Eukaryota; Metazoa; Chordata; Actinopteri; Perciformes; Liparidae
Gene: smtna
Product: smoothelin a
Exons: 9
Coding region: 340-1077 (245 amino acids)
Biological process (GO): actin cytoskeleton organization
Cellular component (GO): filamentous actin; microtubule organizing center
Molecular function (GO): protein binding
Source: RefSeq, a predicted model, not a curated record